Messenger RNA from Teleopsis dalmanni, 427 nucleotides. Its product is annotated as homeotic protein distal-less-like. The record is from RefSeq and is a predicted model, not a curated record. Gene Ontology annotation, biological process: regulation of transcription by RNA polymerase II. Lineage: Eukaryota; Metazoa; Arthropoda; Insecta; Diptera; Diopsidae. Gene Ontology annotation, molecular function: DNA-binding transcription factor activity, RNA polymerase II-specific; RNA polymerase II cis-regulatory region sequence-specific DNA binding.
AGGUAAAAAUUUGGUUCCAAAAUCGUCGCACAAAAUGGAAGAAACAAAAUCCAGGCAUGGAUGUGAAUAGUCCUACGAUACCACCACCAACCGGUGGCUCUUUUGGACCAGGUGCUUAUGCCAGCAGUUUACUUUAUUCACAUGCUGUUCCCUAUCCACCAUAUGGACCCUACUUUCAUCCGCUUGGCGCGCAUCAUCUGAGUCAUUCUCAUUCAUAAAAUUGCAAAAUGCAACAUAAAUUGUUGCAACUCAUGGAAAUGCGUAAAUAGCGUAAUUCAGCCAAGAUAACUGAAGCCAAAGACGAAAUUUUUUUCAUAAUUCUAAGAAAAUUCUAUGUGAUGAUAACGUUAGACCGGGCCAGUGCAAAGUUAGGAUAAAUAAUAAUUACUACUUACAGUGCUCGAGUAAAAAUUACUCUCUUUUAGUG